AUGGCUCGUAACCUUGCGAUCACUGCUGUUGACGGCUAUACUGGCUUCACAAUUGCCGACUAUAUCCUGCAGAAUGACUCCUUCAGGAAGAAGAUAGGGACUCUCACAGGACUCACAUUGGCACCAAACUCUCCACAUGCGAAAGAACUUGCAAAACAGGGUGUCAAGAUUGUCACUCACAAGCCUGGUCGCCUGAAGGAGAUGGUUGCCUUGCUAGAAUCAACUGGCGCCGACACUAUCUGCUUAAUUCCACCGGCCCAUGAGGAGAAGUUCGGUAUUACCGAAGAAUUGAUCGAAGCGACCAAAAAGGCCAACGUUCCCAAUGUCUGUUUUAUCAGUACCGCUGGUUGCGAUUUGGCGGACCCCAAUAGACAACCAGUGUUGCGUGAAUUUGUCGAGUUGGAAACCUUGGUCAUGGCUGCCAAAGGUGAUCCAGGGACCUCGACUGGACACUCUCCUGUCAUUAUUCGACCAGGCUUCUAUGCUGAGAAUCUCUUACUCUACAAAACUCAGAUUCAAGAGGAACAUUCUAUUCCACUCCCAAUAGGCGAGAACCAUAAGUUUGCACCCAUGGCUUUGAAGGACCUUGCAAAUGUGGCAGCACAUGUUCUUACUGGUCCACUACUCUGUGCAGGCAAAGAACUGGCAGAAGCGGCAUCCCAAGCAUUGGAAACGGAGAUCCAAUUCGAAAACAUCUCUGAGCGCGAGGCGAAGAAAGUUUUGACUGAACAGUCCUCCCUCAACCCAGCUGAGCUCCGGUAUCUCUUAGAGUACUAUGCAUUGGUCCGUGAGGGCAAGACUAACUACAUUUCCACCACUGCGUUCCAUGAUGUCACGGGUCAACAUCCCCUUGAGCCACCAGAGUUCUUCAAGGGAAUCAAGAACGAAUUAUUGGCCGCUUCCACACCCCCGAGCAAGAAAAGGAAGACGAACGGGCAUUGA
Molecule: messenger RNA, 942 nt
Organism: Exophiala bonariae
Lineage: Eukaryota; Fungi; Ascomycota; Eurotiomycetes; Chaetothyriales; Herpotrichiellaceae
Exons: 4
Coding region: 1-942 (313 amino acids)
Source: RefSeq, a predicted model, not a curated record